CUCACACUCCAAUCAGUCUGCACUCGCAUGUCCACGAGGUUGCUCGCACAGGCUUGCCGCAUUCCUUUCGCACUGACCCCUCUCUUGUACCUGGCUCACCACGUUUAGUGCAUUACCAGAGAGUCGUACCCGAGUGAACCGAGCCACCAGUUGAGGUACUUGUCGGGUAUUAUCAGACGCCAAGAGGUUAGGUCAGAGCGAUCCCUCGCCCGUGGCGGGAUUCCCGUCUCGUUUGAAUUUGAAUCCGCCGCGCCACGUUGUUUCCUUAAUCAUCGGACUACACGGUUUUUGACACGCGUCCGCAACGAUCAACCGACGUCCAGCGAAACAUUUCGGCGACUGUCAUCGUGAGUUUACGCCGUUUACCGAGGGUUUACCGUGGCUGUCGGACCGCGUGACAGGCCACGCGUUGAGGUUAGGUUUAUUCGUCGCCUAACGCGCUCUUUUCGAAUGGAUUGCUCGUGACGUACCACCGGAAUCGAUUUAUGCGGUUAUUAGUGCAAACAGCUGGUGAUAAGGACACGUUCCCUAAGAGACGGAUAAAGACCAUGAGAUUCGUGGAAAUAGAGUGAAUGUUUUCGGACGGUCGUAUUUCGUGCAGUGACUUCUUCGGUGAUCAGCAAAAUAUGGAUAAUUCUGCGUACGUGCCAAAUCAUCUACCGCCGCCGUCUCUGGUCGUGUUUUCACAGUCCGGGGGGCUGCCGGAGGCUCUGAGAAUGCAAAGACCCUUCAAUCCACAAGUGACUGAUUCGAAGGACCUCCAAGUGCCGUUCAGCACCGCGGCUUCCCUGGGCUACGGUCUCCAUCAUAUGCUCCACUUGCCGCCGCAGUUCCUGCAUCCCCUGGAUCACCGUUUGCCCUUUGGUGGAUUCAGGCCUCUCGGCCCGUCGGCGUUCGCUCCGCCGAGCAAGUGUCUGAAAGUGGAGACCGGAAACGGACCGGUGACCAGCUCCGGGUUGCCCAGCAUCGGCUCUCUUUCGAGCAUAUCGAACAUGUUCUCGCCGUCGUCGUUGUCCUCUGCCGGCGGUAGCGCGGUGGUGUCCGUUUCUGGAGCGACGACCGGUAUCGGAGGUGUUGGAGGCGGAGGUGCUGGCAGCGCAUCAGGACAAGAAGUCGCGCCGCAGAGCCCUGCUGGCUCGACGAGUCGGUCGCCCACCGGAUUGGGAACCGGGCCCGGAUCAGGCCCCAAUCGUGGCACCACGCCCGAAGAAGAGGAUCGCGACGCCAACGCUACCCCGGGCUCCGAGAACACCGAGCGGUCCACGCCUGAAGAAGGACGACCUUAUCGCCUGGGGCCUGUGUUCGGGGGCCGAUGCGGCGCGGAGGCGCUCGGGCUGGGGUUAGGGUUGUCGCUGGGCCCAGCCUACAGAUUCGCUCUGCCCCCGGGACUCGCUGCCAAGACCACCCGCUGCCUUGUAUUCGACCAAGGUAAAAAGAAGUUCCCGUCGGAUCCGUCCUGCUGUCCAGCUUGCGGGGUCACCGUGAGGCCGCAGGAACUGGAGCAACACUUUGCUCAAGAACUCGACCGGCUUUACAAAAUAUCGUCGGCGUCCUCGCGGUCGCGAGCUUCGAGAUCGAAUUUACCCCCCGGACAUCCGCCGGAUCAUCCCCAUGGACCGAUGCUCCAUACCCCAUCGGCUGUUGACGGAACACCUCAUGGGAGAUGGGAAACUUACAAGAGGAUUAAAGCGAAUAGGCAGUUGAAAUAGCGAUGGUUUUAUUAAGUUUCAAUUUAAGGAAUGUCAUCGAUUUUACACGAAAGUGCACGACC
This is a messenger RNA of Nomia melanderi (Alkali bee), 1771 nucleotides long. Lineage: Eukaryota; Metazoa; Arthropoda; Insecta; Hymenoptera; Halictidae. The record is from RefSeq and is a predicted model, not a curated record.